GUCUGACGCUCUGGAGACGUCUGACCAAAGUAGAGCAGGUCCAGGAUGCAGGACACCCAUGUGGUUCCUGAGGAGAGGGAGCAGAUCUAUAGCUCUAUGAAACAUUUGCAGUGACUUCCUGUGUUUGUGGACUCACCUGCUUUGGGCAGGUUAAAGCGGAAGUUGCGUGUGGCAUGUGACGUCACCGGAAGUGCAAAACGUAUACAACAAACAUGGCGUCAGCCGGCGAGGCCACGGUAAAGAAGGCACACGUGGGAAAAAAAGAAAAGAAGCGCCCGGCUCGUUACUGGCUAAAAGCACAGCAUGGGGAAAAACCUACAAAGAAAAGAAAGCGUGAGGGGCAACGAGAAGAUGCUCCGAAGAGUUCCAUUUCAGGGAAAGCCGACCCGUUCCCUGGGCCUGCUCCUGUUAGACAGGACAGGGUGCAGAGGUUCAAGAGAGAGAGAUCUAAAAAGUUGAAGCCCCAUCGCAACAAUUUAAAGUUGAAACGCAUAAUAACUGGCACAAAAAAAGAUUCAGAAAUGGCCCAGGAACAUGCUGCUCGGGUCGACGUCCUACUCCCAGAGGAACCGGGGUUUUUGGAAGGAGAUGAAGAUGAAGACACAUGUACUAUAUCACAGGAAGAUAUUGCAGAGGCUGUGGAUAUAACAUCUGGAGCAAAGUAUUUUAAUUUGAAACUCUCUCAGUUUGGACCAUAUCGCCUGGAUUACAAUAAGACUGGACGUCACUUGCUGCUUGGUGGCAGGAGGGGCCACGUUGCUUGUAUAGACUGGCAGACCAAACAGCUGAUGUGUGAGAUAAAUGUGAUGGAGUCUGUCAAUGAUGUCAAGUGGCUCCACACAGAAGCCAUGUAUGCGGUGGCUCAGAAGAAGUGGCUUUACAUAUAUGACUCUAAGGGAAUAGAGCUCCACUGCAUCCGCAAGUUCAAUGACGUCCUCCGUAUGCAGUUUCUUCCCUACCACUUUUUGCUCGCCACAGCGAGUGCUACAGGUUUUCUGCAGUACCUUGACGUGUCUGUGGGAAAGGAGGUGGCUGCCAUUUGCACCAAGUCAGGUCGCCUCGACGUGAUGUGCCAGAACUCUCAAAAUGCCAUCAUCCACCUGGGCCACCCUAAUGGCACGGUCACCCUCUGGUCACCCAACCAGAAAGAAGCCCUUGUGAAGUUGCUGUGCCACCAGGGUGGUGUGCGAUCUGUUGCUGUGGACAAGACGGGGACAUACAUGGUGACGUCUGGCAUGGACAAAAAGAUGAAGGUCUAUGACAUUAGAGCCUUCAAGCCCCUGAAGUCGUACUUCCUUCCUGCUGGAGCGUCCUGUUUGUCACUGAGCCAGAGGGGGCUGCUGUCUGCAGCUACAGGGGAUGUUGUUCAGGUGUACCGGGAUGUGUGGAGCACGCCAGUGACUAAACCAUACAUGGCUCACAGAGUGCGGGGAGCAGUCUGGGGCCUGCACUUCUGUCCCUUUGAGGAUGUUCUUGGGGUCGGUCAUGGGGAGGGUUUCACCAGCAUGCUCAUACCAGGUGCUGGUGAGCCCAACUUUGAUGGAUUUGAUGCAAAUCCAUUCCGCAGUGCCAAGCAGAGACAGGAAUGGGAGGUCAAGGCCCUCCUGGAGAAGAUUCAGCCAGAGCUUAUUAGCCUGGACCCCAAUCAGCUGGGAUAUGUUGACAGGGCAAAUAUGGCGCAAAGGCACCAAGACAGAGUCGAAGCUCUGGGAUAUGACCCACUUGCCAAAGAAAAAUUUGUUCCCAGAUUUAAGAAAAAGGGUCGAAGUUCUGCUGGUGCUGUUGAAAGGCGGAAGAAAAAGGUUGCUCACGAAGAUCAGAGGGAUGUAAUCAAGGAAGCAGUGGAGAAAAAACUGAAGGAUGAAAGAAAGAGAGUGCAGCAGAAAAAGCAGAAAACAGCAUUAUCUGAGAAGAGUGCUGCUCUGGACCGAUUCAGGAAGUAGAAGAAAGGAAGCCUUGGUGCAGCUCCAAGACCAACCAACUACAUUUUGUGGGACUGAACUGUGAGCUUAUUGCAGAGGACACGUUCCUGUUGCUGAAAGCAAAUACGAACUGCAGAGAUUCUGCGUGAUGAUGCCAAUGGGGACUCGUCCUCAUGGAUAACAGACAGAUCAAUACUCUGUGCUGAGUGCAUUGGUGGAGCAGUUGGGUUUCAUUCCUGCGGCCUGAAGCGCUUCCUGUUCACGUGACUGUGGCCGACAUGUCUAAUUUGUCUAUCAAAAUGGAGAACUUAGAUUUGAUUGUUAACUGAAAUGUUUUGAGAAAUAAAAUAAAUGAAUCUGAACCUAC
Molecule: messenger RNA, 2289 nt
Organism: Betta splendens (Siamese fighting fish)
Lineage: Eukaryota; Metazoa; Chordata; Actinopteri; Anabantiformes; Osphronemidae
Gene: wdr46
Product: WD repeat domain 46
Exons: 15
Coding region: 213-1943 (576 amino acids)
Biological process (GO): maturation of SSU-rRNA from tricistronic rRNA transcript (SSU-rRNA, 5.8S rRNA, LSU-rRNA)
Cellular component (GO): nucleolus; 90S preribosome; small-subunit processome
Molecular function (GO): protein binding
Source: RefSeq, a predicted model, not a curated record